UUAAUCGAGAUGGCCUUUGACGUGAAACACUCACAGAAAUGGUACUGCGAAGUUUGUGAUAAACCUGCCAGUCUGCCAGACGACUUCUUGGAUGCACCUAGUAACGCCAUCCACACUAAGAGUCUACAUUCACAACAUAUGUGACUCUGGUAUAGGUCCCUGUUCUGAACAACUCAGGGUAGCUUAUAUCCGCAUGCAGGUCGAAAACUGUUCAGAGCCUAAUUUCCCCCCUCGUGAACCUCCUGCGAUUGAGGGACAGUACCCUCUAGCUGCGAGUUGUGUCAAGUGUAAACGCGAAGAAACUGCGAGGAGGGAUCUGCAGCGAUGCUCGAAAUGUAAGGUUACCAGGUAUUGUGGAAUACAAUGUCAAGCGGAAGAUUAGGUUCGUCAUAAGAAGAUAUGUAAAAUGUUCAAAGACGUUGCUUGGGUAUGAGAUUGAGAGAUAUGUAAUCAUCUCUAUCAUCUC
Messenger RNA from Somion occarium, 466 nucleotides. Lineage: Eukaryota; Fungi; Basidiomycota; Agaricomycetes; Polyporales; Cerrenaceae. The record is from the annotation of a GenBank genome assembly.